UACUGGGCAGACCAUCUCCCCUCACGCUGUCCGGGCCACGAGCAUAACUCGGUCCCGCCGCCGCGAGGAAGUUCCCCUCGACGCUGAGAUCAGUUAAGGCGAUGCUGAAUAACUGCAGCGCCUUCCCCAUCCCCGCGUUCACACCAGGCGUGACCACCACGCACAGACAGUUUGACAGUGAAAGGCAAGGAGUGUUAUAGUGUCAACUAUAGCGAAAGGCAGAGUGUAACUCGUGUCCCUGGGAGGUGCAGCGGGGGACCCACAAUACACCACCUGCUGAGCCAACCACAUUACCACUGCUACCGUCCGGCCUACGUCGCUCAACCUCUGCCAGGUCAUCAAUACCACGGGAACUACUGAUGGUCUAACUACACAGGCGAUCGAGUGUUUGCAGUACCGAACCAAGUCCUCUAGUCAACCUUAGUCGUCAGCGCCCACAGGCACAGGCCCGCUUGAGGAUGCCGAGGGCCUUUCUACUCACUAACAACCGCUACUCGCCUGACGACCCUCCGCCAGAAUCCACCCUUGAGGAUCUUUCUGCAGCUCCUCCCGCGGACUCGCCGGGUGUCGAACUUCCUCCUACGCCGACCUCCACGCCCUCGCCGACCGCAGGUAUGGGAGAGGCGAGUGUGAUGUACAACGUCCCGGGGACGGUGCCCCCCAUGUCGCCGCCGCAGGGCGAGACCCCCUGGCCGCCCUCACCCGCGGGGCCUCACGACUCCCUCACGCUGCUCGCUGACAUCGCCCUUGUGUGCGCUGACAAGCCCUGGCUGGCGGCCUUGCGACCCGAAGACCUUCCCGCCCGCUACACCACGCCUACGCCUGCUCCAACGCCCACACCCGUCAGAGACGCAACCACACCCGUCCUCGAACUGGACGCCCACACCACCAUCAUCACGGUCGCGCCUCAGGCGGAGCAGCCCCUCAACCUGAGCACCAGCCCCCCUCGAAGCCCUGCCCCCGCAGCGCCCACGCCCCCUUCCACCCCUCCUCCACCUGCCGUCCGGGACGCCCACGUGUGUCCUGAGUGUGGCAGAACUUACUCGACGUCGUCCAACCUCGCCAGGCACAGGCAGACUCACCGCUCGCCGGACGACAAGCGCGCAGCUCGCAAAUGUCCGUAUUGCGAUAAGGUGUACGUGAGCACGCCCGCCUUCAGCCAGCACAUGCGCACCCACAACCAGGGUUGCAAGUGCCCCACCUGCGGCAAGUGCUUCUCCCGCCCCUGGCUGCUGCAGGGACACAUCAGGACACACACAGGAGAGAAGCCCUUCCGGUGCAGCAUGUGUGGGAAGGCUUUCGCCGACAAAUCCAACCUUCGCGCACACGUGCAGACUCACUCCAGCGUCAAGCCUUUUGCCUGCACGCGCUGUGGCAAAU
Molecule: messenger RNA, 1380 nt
Organism: Penaeus indicus
Lineage: Eukaryota; Metazoa; Arthropoda; Malacostraca; Decapoda; Penaeidae
Product: protein snail homolog Sna-like
Exons: 4
Biological process (GO): regulation of DNA-templated transcription
Molecular function (GO): RNA polymerase II cis-regulatory region sequence-specific DNA binding; DNA-binding transcription factor activity, RNA polymerase II-specific
Source: RefSeq, a predicted model, not a curated record